Molecule: messenger RNA, 1480 nt
Organism: Aethina tumida (small hive beetle)
Lineage: Eukaryota; Metazoa; Arthropoda; Insecta; Coleoptera; Nitidulidae
Product: double-stranded RNA-specific editase Adar
Exons: 6
Coding region: 128-1276 (382 amino acids)
Biological process (GO): RNA processing; adenosine to inosine editing
Cellular component (GO): cytoplasm; nucleolus
Molecular function (GO): double-stranded RNA adenosine deaminase activity; double-stranded RNA binding; tRNA-specific adenosine deaminase activity
Source: RefSeq, a predicted model, not a curated record
UAUUUGUGAUUGGGGUGGGGCAUUUAGGUUUUCCUAUUUCCGUCCACUGUGACUGCCCUUUCGAUCCGUCGUCAACGUGCUCUUCGAGACGGCGCCUUCGAACCAAAGUUUCUUAACAAACGGUGUCAUGUCAUACAAUAGAAAAAGUUUCGGUAAUCAUCCGAAUGUUAACAAUGUUGGUCAGAGAAGGCCUAUACAGAAUAAUUUCAUACCUGGCGGUUCGCUGGCGCCCCAAAAGAACCCUCUUGUGGUCCCGCCUAUGAAACAACAGCAACAAAUGCAACAGCAGCAGCAACAACAGCAACAACAAAUGCAGCAGAUGCAACAGCAACAGCAAUUGCAACCACCACCACUUAGGCCACCUGGUAUGCCUGGUUCAACUGGCAAUAUGUUUAGGCCUGCACCGCAGGCACAGUCACCAAAGAAACAGGAACCAAUUAAAGUGGAGGUUUCGUCGCCAGUUCAACCGAAGCAGGAUGAACAAGCGCCACCAUCCCAACAAGACCAACUCGCCAACGAGCCUGUGCCGCAAGAAGGCGGCGAUCAGGGCAACAGAAUAAUUCGGCCGUGGUUCCGGAAAACGGCGAAGAUAACCAAAAAGGAAAAACAGAGAAGAAGAAACAUGAAACUGAGCAAGAUGUUGCAACCAAAGAACGCCGUUAUGAUACUUAACGAGUUGGUCCGAACACCCUCAUUCACCUUGACUGACGUACCGGAAGGUUUUCAAGCGGUAGUCGUUAUCGACGACGUCGAACAUGUUGGACUCGGACGCAGCAAAAAUCAGGCGAAGAACAACGCGGCAGAAAGUGCCAUCCGAUACAUAAUCAAAAAGCAGAAGUUCCGGAGUACGACUCAAUCACCCAAUGAGAACGGCGAAGUUAAAAUGGACGUGGACGAAGCGGGCGGCGAAACGCCUCUGCCCUGGCAACACGUCGCCUCGCUCGCCCUCUUCAAGCUGUUUACCUCGUGGAACGAGGACGUACGCUGCGAGGAGAGGAUCGACCACAAACCGGCGAAGAAAAUGCCGGCGAAUCCGGAAAUGAUGCAGCCAUUGAUGCUGCUCAAUCAGAUGCUGCCGCACGCGGAGUUCGAGGAGAUUGGCAAGGUGGGCACGCCGCCCAAUAUCCAGUUCACCUUCAGAUGCAGGGUGGAUAACCAAACGUUCGACGGCACCGGUCCAAAUAAAAAAUUAGCGAAGAAGUUCGCUGCAUUUGCAGCAUGUCACAAGAUCUUAAAUGUGAAUUACCCACCACAAGUAUGGUCUCCUGCUCAAUAAAUUAAUUUCUUAAAUGUUGAAUUUUAAAGUUUCGUAUGUAAUUUAUGUAUUUUACAUAAAAAAUAGCUUUACAAUUAACUUAUAUUAAUUUUUUUUAUUUUUUAAAAAAAUCUUAGUGCGUUAAUUGCGUUAUUAUGUAUUGAAUUUCUUCAUUGUGGAAGAAUUGACUUAUUGUAUUUUAUAUCGUAAUAAUAAAUAUAAAUA